CACCGGGAGUGUUCCCAUACACUGACCAAAAUGGCUGCCUAUCUGGGCCGGGUGCGGCGGUGAGCCGGUGUUUGUUACAGGGGAUGAGGUGGAGGAGGAGUCACCGAGCCGGCAGUGAGUCAAAAGACUGCUCACAAUGGACACAGGUAACGACAGCUUUGUGCCAUCUAUUACUGAACUUGAAGGAUAUCUCACCGAGCACAAUUCCAAUGUGGUAUGGCUGCUUGUUGCUACUAUCUUAUCCUGUGGAUGGAUUAUUUAUCUAACUUAUUACAAUUCCCGCAAUAUUGGACUCAUUUUAACACUGGUAUUAAAUAGGUUGUACAAAGAUGGAUACAUCCAUAUUGGAUCGUUUUCCUUCUCUGUACUUUCUGGAAAGAUUAUGCUGCGUGAAAUCUACUACAUUUCAGAGGACAUGUCAAUUAGAAUACAAGAUGGAUUUAUUAUAUUUCGAUGGUGGAAAAUGUAUAACCCAAAACAAAAACAGCAUGAUCCCAAAGCAGAGACCAGGCUGUACAUCACAGUGAAUGAUUUUGAGUUCCAUGUUUACAAUCGGUCUCAUUUGUAUGGACACCUCCAGGAUGUAUUUGGCUUAGACCCGACAAUAUUUCCUCCCAGGAAGGAAGAUGACAAGGUUCGCGAGAAUGGAAAGCAAAAAGCACAAUCUGUACUUGAAAGUGGAAAGGUCAAAAUAGAAUCCCCAGAACCGUCCUCAUCUUGGAGGUCUCUCAUACCAGUGAUUAAAGUGAAUAUCAGCACCGGGAGGUUGGCCUUUGGAAAUCAUUAUCAGCCUCAAACUGUGUGUGUAAAUUUUGAUGACGCAUUCCUUACUUACACAACUAAGCCACCCUCAAGUCACCUGGACCAGUUCAUGCACAUCCUGAAAGGCAAAUUGGAGAAUGUCAGAGUGAUGCUAGUGCCGAGUCCGAGAUAUGUGGGGCUUCAGAACGAUGAGCCUCCUAGACUCAUGGGAGAAGGGUUUGUGGUCAUGCAGUCUAAUGAUGUUGACAUCUACUACUACAUGGAUGAGCCAGGACUUGUCCCAGAAGAUUCUGGAGAAAAUGUUGAAGAGGAAAGCAACACAGAAGAUUCAAAACUGCAGGAUUUGCCGCCUUGUUGGGGUCUAGACAUUGUCUGUGGAAAGGGAACAGAUUUUAAUUACGGACCAUGGGCAGAUAGGCAGAGGGAGUGCUUGUGGAAAUUCUUUUUCCCACCAGACUAUCAGGUCAUGAAAGUUUCUGAUAUUCCACAGCCUGGAAAACCAAGACAGAUACAGGCAUUUGAAUUAAGAAUGAACAUAAUAGCAAAUGCUACUAUAGACCUGCUUUUUACAAAAAAUAAAGAAACAAAUGCUGUACAUGUGAACGUGUGGGCAGGAUCUUACUUGGAAGUGAACAUCCCUAUGACUGUCACCGAAAAUGGUUAUUCUCCCACAAUCAAAGGGCAGUUGUUACAUGUUGACACUACGACUAGUAUGCAGUACAGGGCACUACUUGAAGCAGAAAUGCUUGCCUUUCAUAUAAAUGCCAGCUAUUCCAGGGUGUGGAAUAUGCCCCAAACAUGGCAAUGUGAACUUGAAGUCUACAAGGCGACAUACUACUUUAUUUUUGCACAGAAAAACUUUUUUACAGAUCUUAUUCAAGACUGGUCCAGUGACAGUCCUCCAGAUUUGUUUUCCUUUGUCCCAUAUACAUGGAACUUAAAGAUCAUGUUUCAUCAGUUUGAGAUGAUCUGGGCAGCAAAUCAGCACAAUUGGAUAGAUUGCUCAACAAAGCAGCAGGAAAAUGUGUAUCUGGCUGCCUGUGGAGAAACAUUAAACAUUGAUUUUGCGCUGCCAUUUACUGAUUUUGUUCCAAGUACGUGCAGUACUAGAUUUUCCUUAAGAGGAGGAGAUGUAGACCUGCAUUUGUAUUUACCUGACUGCCACCCCAGUAAAUAUUCACUGCUUACAUUGGUAAAGGACUGUCAUAUACAUAAAACUUGCAGUUCAGCAGAGAAUCAAAGCGGGCAAAAAACUUGCAAACCAAAAUGGAGAAAUGUAACAAAAGCUGGGUCUGGUUGGGUGGAGUGCUGGACUGUUCCCUCUGUUCUGUUAAACAUCGACUAUACCUGGCAUCCAAUAUAUCCACAAAAGGCUGAUGAACAACUAAAACAGUCAUUAUCAGAAAUGGAAGAAUGCAUGCUUUCAAUGCUGAGGCCUUGUCAGAGAACAUCAGAGAGAGUCACGUCUCCCACCUCUUUAAGCAGACCUGCAGUUGAUCCUUCUGAACUGCCUCCCGAUAAGCUGCAUGUGGAACUAGAGCUCUCCCCUGACUCCCAAGUUAUUUUCUAUGGACCCCUUCUGAAGGCCUUUGUGUCCAUAAAGGAAAAUUACUUUGGAGAGGAUGACAUGUACACAGACUUUGAAGAAGUGAUAUCCAGUCCUGUGUUGUCCAUGUCAACAUCGUCCAAUUCUGGCUGGACUGCACUAGGUAUGGAGCAUGACAAGAAAGACCGCGAUCAGAUGGCUAAAACCAUCCAUCCAUUGUCACUGAGGCCAUGGGAUAUCACUGUACUUCUCAAUGUGUACAAAGUUCAUGCCAAGCUACCAGUGCACUGCGGUAGUGAUGGACCAGAUUUCCCGACUACUUAUCUGGAGAGACUCUGUUUUGAGAUGAAGAAAACUUACAGAGAAACGUUUCUUCAACUUGUCCUGUCCCCUGUGUACAUAUUUGUCAAUGACAACUAUCAGAGGCCAGCAGUGGAUGGGAUGCUUCGAGAAGGUCACAUUAGCCUCUCUGGCUUACAGUUACGUGCACAUGCAAUGUUCUCUGCAGAAGGCCUACCCUUAGGUACUGAUAUUCUGGAGUAUGGAUGGCUGAUUGAUGUGCAGGCUGGUGCUCUUAGUGCAGUGGUCACCACACCACAACUGGCGUGCCUGCUGGAUUGGGGGCAGACCUUUGUGUUCCAUGUCGCGUGCAAUGAGUUUCAGCUGGAGAGGCCAAAAUCUGUGGUGAUAUGCCAGCAUGGUAUUGAUCGGAGGCUUUGUGAUGCAAAGCUGCGCUGUUACCCAGGACCAUGCCUUCCAGCUGAUAACUUGAAGUACAGAAUGACUCGUCUAUCAGCAGAUGGUGCAGAUAUUUACAUUGUCGAGCACGGCUGUGCUACAAACAUUAAAAUGGGUGCUAUUCGACUUGCAAAUUGUAACCUCCAUAACCAAGCUGUAGGUGAAGGUAUUAGUGCAGCUAUCCAGGAUUUGCAGCUGAGACAGUACAUUGAACAGUUGGAUGGCAGCAGAUUGGGACUCCAGCCUUCAGUUUUACGCAGAGCUUAUUGGCUGGAAACUGGCUCUGUGGUUUUAGGGCUUAUUACAGCAGAUAUAGCCCUAGCUGCUGACCAUUCUUCCAAACAUGAGGUCCAAAGGCGCUUUUUGGAAAUUCAUGACAGCAGAACUAAAAGGUUGUGGUUCCUAUGGCCUGAUGAAACUGUAAAGAACAAGAGGAGUAGAAAUAAGUGUGGUUGCUUGGGAGGGUGCAGGUUUUUUGGUGGCACUGCCACAGGGCUUGACUUUUUCAGAUUGGAGGACCUGACCCCCUCCAGUAGCUCUGCAUUUUCAAACACCAGUUCUGAGUCUGAUAUGUACUAUGGACAGUCUUUACUGCAACCAAGUGAAUGGAUAAUUACUAAAGAGAUUCAGAAAGCUGGGGAAGGUAAGACUAAUUGCUGUAGACGAAAGGAAUGGGACUCCAGGUCUGUGGUUAUAGAGAUCGAAAGAAAAUCGCAGCACUUAAGCCUACAAGUCCCACUACGUUCUCAUAGCUCAUCAUCUUCUGAAGAGAACAGCAGCUGUAGUGCUGCACUUCCCUUGCUGGCUGCUGAUAAAGACAGCCCAUCUUCUGUUACAGAGGAAAGCCUUGAACAAGUAGACUAUCCACCUCGAGCAAAAUCACAAGAUUCCCAUAGAAGUGUUCCUGUUGAAGCUUCGGGAGGUAGCCCUGUUUCCCCAAACUCUCAGGACAGAUCUGUGGUCCAUUCUCCACUCCGAUCUCCUUUGAAGCGUCAGGCAUCUGUAUGCUCAACAAGACUGGGCAGCACUAAGAGCCUGUCUGCUGCCUUUUAUGGUGACAAGGCCCCAGGACCUGUUGGAGUUCAGUUUAGUAGUGAUGUCUCACGUAGUGAUGAAAAUGUCCUGGACUCACCAAAGCAGAGGAGAAGUUUUGGUUCCUUUCCUUACACUCCAUCAGCCGAUUCCAACUCCUUUCAUCAAUACCGUUCAAUGGAUUCUAGCAUGUCAAUGGCAGACAGUGAAGCGUACUUUUCUGCAGCUGAGGAGUUUGAACCUAUAAGCAGUGAUGAAGGCCCUGGCACAUAUCCUGGAAGGAAAAGACGAAAAAGGCAGCCUCAAAAUAUUGACUACAGUCGGAGUUCAAUAUACCACAGUGUAGAAGGUCCUUUAACUGCUUCUGUCCCUGGAGAAGACAGACUGGAUGCAAGAAUGUUGCCAAUCCGAACUCAUGCUUCCCAGGCUUCAUUUGUGUCUGCUUUAGGAGGGGAAGAAGAGCCCUUGGAGCAUACAUAUACAGUGGAAGCUGAGAAACCCACAGACAAUGAACAGACUAAUCAGCAGCCUGUAAUAUCUUGUUACCAGAACUAUCUGAGCCAGUUCCAGGUGUUUAACUGGUCUGUUAAACACCCCACAAAUAAAAGAACUUCAAAGUCUUCCCUGCAUCGACCUUUAGAUCUAGAUACGCCGACUAGUGAAGAAAGUUCAAUGUCUUAUGAACAGCUCUGUGUCCCAACCUUUAAGGUUGUAAAACAAGGCCUUUCAGCCAAUGCUUUACUUGACAGAGGGAUGCAACUCAUGGGCACUUCCUCCAGCACACCUUACACUCCCUUGGAGAAAAAAACUAUGGACAACACAGAUGAUGAAACAGUAACUGAAGAAUGGACUCUAGAUCAACCCAUUUCUCACACAAGGACCACAGCCAUCGUAGAAGUAAAAGGAGCGGUGGAUGUUGUUCUGAGUCCCCUUGUAGCGGAAGUACUAGACAGGUACAUUGAGGCGAUGGUACAUUUCACCAGCACCAGACAUCCAGCUGCGAUUGUUGAUGACCUACAUGCGAAGGUGCUAAAAGAAGCUGUGCAAGACAGUAAAACCACAUUUUCAGAAAAUCUAUCGUUAAAGCAAGAUAAUAAAUUAUCCAAACCUGAGAGUCAAGUUAAAGGAAGCACAAAUCAAACACAGACCAAAGGUGGACUGAACCAAGAUAAUGUGAAAAUCAAGGGGCUCCAAGCCAAUGUCUCAAUACCCAAGGUGAAUUUGUGUUUGUUACAAGCAUCCAUUGAAGAGUCAUCUAAUAUAACUGCAAAUAAAAGUGUCACACAUGUGUCUUUAAUCGCGCUUUGCUUUGAUAGAAUUGCUACACAAGUCCGAAUGAACAGAGGUGUAGUAGAAGAAACGGCAAACAAUCCAGAGACCGGCCGUCCACCCGUAAACUUGGAGAAAUAUGCCAAUGCUACAAAAAUGCAGCCACAGUCAUCUGGGUCAUUGAGGUCUAAUGCCGGAGCAGAGAAAGGGAAAGAAAUAGCCGCCAAGUUAAAUGUUCAUCGAGUACAUUGUCAGCUCAGAGGCUUGGAUACAUCUGAUGUAGGAACCUGCGCAAUCACCACUAUUCCCUUUGAAAAAUCAAAGGUUCUUUUCACGCUGGAAGAAUUAGAUGAUUUUACAUUUGUGGAUGAAACUGAACAGCCUCCGACUACCGAUGUAACCCGCAUUGGCCCAAGUCAAGAAAAAUGGGGAUGGAUAAUGUUUGAGUGUGGAAUUGAAAACUUGGUCGUUAAAGGCGGGCGACAAUCUGGGGCCCUCUUAUACAAUUCCUUUGGUGUAAUGGGGAAAUCUAGCACCAAUGACCGCAGUGGAAACCUUAAGUCUAAUGAUUCUUCUGAUUCACCCACUGGAAGUGGGUAUAGCACUGAUGUGUCUGAUGAUAAUAUUCCAUGUGAUGGCAUGAGCCCAUCCUCUGAUAUCAAUGGAAAUUCUGUGUCGGAUGAACAAGAUGAAGGUGUUGAAUCAGAUGACUUAAAAAAAGAUCUUCCCCUGAUGCCUCCUCCUCCGGACUCAAGCAGCAUGAAGCUAACUAUUAAGGAGAUUUGGUUCAGCUUUGCAGCUCCGACAAAUGUACGGUCUCCAGCUCUUACUUUUUCCAGACAACUAAACCUGCUUAGCACUGCAACCCCAGCUGUUGGAGCAUGGUUGGUCCCUAUUGACCAGUUAAAAUCUUCACUGAACAAGCUGGAAACUGAAGGAACUUUGAGAGUCUGCGCUGUCAUGGGUUGUAUCAUGACCGAAGCCCUUGAGAAUAAAAGUAUUCAUUUUCCCCUGAGAAGCAAGUACAACAAACUCACGAAACAAUCACGUUUCCUUCAAGAAAAUCCAUCCUGCCUACUUUGUAACCUGCUUCAUCACUACUUACAUCAAGCCAAUUACUCCAUCAUUGAAGAUGCCACUUUGGGUGAUGGCCUUCCUGCUCUCGUCACAUUGAAAAAAGGGCUUGUUGCUCUUGCUAGGCAGUGGAUGAAGUUUAUUGUUGUGACACCAGCAUUUAAAGGGGUACGUUUGGUCAGACCAGCCCAACCACUGAAGCCACAAAGUACUCUGAGGAAAGAUGAGGAUGAUCUGAAUGGUUUAGAAAAUGGAGGAGCUCUGCAAAGUGAUACCAGUGCAGAUGGGGCUGAGUUUGAGUUUGAUGCAGCAACUAUCAGUGAACAUACCAUGCUUCUUGAAGGGACCAAUACGCGGCCUCCUCCUGCAGGUGUUUCUUCUGGUCCUGUGAGUGGGGCUGAAAUCAUAAGGAAGUUGUCAAAAUCUCAUGCUCAUACUGAUUCAGCUUUGAAGAUUAAAGGGACCCACCCGUAUCAAUCUUUGAGCUACACUAGUGGAGACACAGCAAAUGAUUCUCCUGCCCAUGUCAGCAGAUCGGGUAUGCCAGUGAAAGAAAGCCCAAGGAAAGAGAGUCUUCUGAGCUACUUGACUGGGAGUUUCCCUAGCCUGCACAACCUCCUGGAUGGGACACCACAGAGAAAUGCUGCCGCUGUUAAAAGCAGUUCUCUUACCAGGACAGGGAAUCCUGUGGCCACAGAAAUGUUAUCAGAACAUCCUUUAUUGUCUGAACCAUCCUCUGUGAGCUUCUAUAACUGGAUGUCAAAUGCAGUGGGUAAUAGAGGCAGUGUGGUACACGAAUCACCCCUCAUCAAGUCUGGACACAACAGUCUUCCAACAGGAACUGCACAUAACCUGCCAACUAUUCCGUCUGCUUCUGAUUUCAAUACUGUACUGUCCAGCGAGCAGAACACAUUAGAUGAAACGCAUUCUCAGCACAGCACUAGUCAAGAGGAUAUAGCAGGGAUUGAAGAGGGCAACCAAGGAUUUCCUGCAGUCCAGCUCGCAGAUGCACAGGUGGUGUUCAAGCCUCUGCUCAGUCAUACCGGCAUCCAGUCACAAGAUGUUGUACCACUCAGCUACAGGAUGUAUUUUGGAGAACAUUUGUCCUUCUCUGGCACACUUGACUGUCUUAGAGCUGACAUAGUUGAUUCAGAUACAUCAAAGGAAAGAAGAAGUAAAAGAGCGAGAAGGCAAGGAGCCAUAAACCUACCCCCUCUUGAAUUCAAGCCAGCUUUGAUGCUAGAAACUUUCAGCAUCAAUGCAGUGAUAAUGGAGAAAUCCAUGUGCACACCUCAGAAUUCCACCAGUGCUCUCUCCUUUCAUGAUCUCAGCAAGAGGUACUACAAUACCUUUCACUGCAACUUUACCAUUUCCUGCCAGUCCAUCAGUCAACAUGUAGACAUGGCUUUGGUACGGCUUAUACAUCAGUUCAGUAAUAUGAUUGAUGAUAUAAAAGCAACACAGACAGAUAUCAAACUAAGCAGAUAUACAGCCGGCUCAGCGUCACCAACACCUACCUUCAAGACUAGAAAACACAGGGACUUUCGAUCCUCUGAUUUCAGCCGUAGCUCUCGGGGCAGUUUAAAUGGUGGAUAUAGGGUGAAUAAUAUGAAGAACAAAAGAGCCAACAAUGAUACCAACAAAAAGGAGUCUCGGAACAAAAACUCUUUGGGAAGGUCAGAAAGGAGAACCUCCAAAAUAUCCCGAAAGGGCUCAAAAGAUGCAGUAGAUCAUAUGGCAAUUCAUAUGGAUGACUCUGAUUCCAUUACUGUGUCUGAACAAAGUGAGCCAUCGGCCGAGUGCUGGCAGAACAUGUACAAAUUACUAAACUUUUACUCUCUAAUCUCUGACCCCACUGGAUUUUUGGAAAAGUCAUCAGAACCACUUGGCCCUGCAGGAGGGAGGAGUCCUUCAGAGCCCACAUGCAAAGUGGUGUUUGAGAAUGAACAGGACAGCAAUAGCUUAAACAGGAGUCAGAGAAAACGCAGCUUGAUUGCAGCUGAGCCACAGCAUGUCACCUUGAUAGUUUUUGGAAUAGGCAUGGUGAAUCGCACCCACCUAGAAGCUGACAUUGGAGGCCUGACAAUGGAAUCUGAGCUCAAGAGGAUUCAUGGGAGUUUUACUCUAAAGGAAAAAAUGAAAGAUAUUCUGCAUCAGAAAAUGACGGAAACCUGCGCUACGGCCCACAUUGGUGGUGUCACCAUUGUUCUUCUGGAAGGCAUUACACCAAAUAUUCAGACUGUGGUAAAAUGCAGCAUUGCAAAAUCCCAAGCCCUUUAUAGUGCUCAAAGAGGCCUGAGGACAAGCAACGCUGCUGUGUUCAAAGUAGGAGCAAUCAGCAUAAAUAUCCCACAGCACCCAGCAACUCUGCACAGCAUGAUGGUCCGCAGCUCUCACCAGCUCUCAAAGCAGAUCUCUGAUCUCAUCCGGCAGCCAUCGACAGUGGUGCCCCCAGCAAAGGAGGAUGUUGCCACUCCCUUACUCUCUGAAAAGACCCCCACAAGUGUAAACCAAACUCCUAUUGAAACCAAUGUGUUUCCUCAGCUCCCUGAAGGCCUUGAGAAGAAGCCUAUUGUCUUAAAAUUCAGUGCUAUGUUGGAUGGGAUUGCUAUUGGAGCUGCACUCCUACCAUCUCUUAAAGCAGAGUAUAAAAUGGGAAGAAUGAAAAGUCAUGGAAUGACAGGUGCCCAAACAAGGUUUACAUUUGAGCUGCCAAACCACAGAUUGCGUUUUACUUCAAAGGUAUCCGCUACAGAUAUGUCUACCAUUCCCCCAUCCGCAAGUCUGAAUCUUCCUCCAGUCACAAUGCAUGGUAAAUACAUCAUGGAGGAACAUGACAACUACUCAGAUCAGGCUUGGAAUAUGGACGACCUUCCUGCCAAGCAGAGUUACUAUCUACAAGGAAAUUAUUUGCGUUGCGUGGCUGAGGUUGGGUCGUUUGAACACAAUCUUACUACUGAUUUACUGAACCACUUGGUUUUUGUGCAAAAAGUCUUCAUGAAAGAAGUCAAUGAAGUUAUACAGAAAGUCUCAGGCGGAGAGCAACCAAUUCCUCUCUGGAAUGAACAUGACGGCACCACAGAUGGAGACAAACCAAAAAUCCUCCUUUAUUCCCUCAACUUACUUUUUAAGGGCAUUCAAGUAACAGCUACGACUCCAUCUAUGAGAGCAGUCAGAUUUGAGACUGGACUAAUAGAACUGGAGUUGUCAAAUCGGAUUCAAACCAAGGCCGUGCCUGGAAGCAGCAGCUAUUUGAAGCUCUUUGGGAAAUGUCAGGUUGACUUGAACUUGGCUCUUGGGCAGAUUGUGAAGCAUCAGGUUUAUGAAGAGGCUGGAUCAGAUUUUCAUCAAGUUGCCUAUUUUAAAACUCGCAUUGGCUUGCGCAAUGCAUUCCAGGAGGAGAUCGGUGGUUCAGCAGGCAGAGAAGCAGUACUUAUUACUCUAAGUAGACCGAUAGUCUAUGCACAACCUGUGGCCUUUGACAGAGCUGUGCUCUUCUGGCUGAAUUACAAGGCAGCAUAUGAUAACUGGAAUGAACAGCGACUGGCACUAAACAAAGAUAUUCACAUGGCGACUAAGGAGGUAGUGGACAUGCUGCCAGGGAUUCAACAGACAUCUGCACAGGCGCUGGGAACGCUCUUCCUUCAACUAACAGUUAAUGAUCUGGGAAUAUGUUUACCCAUCACAAAUUCCCCACCGGCAAAUCAUACAGCCGACUUUGAUACUGGUUCUGCCUUGGUGCUCACAAUAGAGAGCACUCUAAUCACUGCCUGCUCUUCUGAGUCUUUGGUGAGCAAAGGGCACUUCAAAAACUUCUGCAUUCGCUUUGCUGAUGGUUUUGAAACCUCAUGGGAUGAUUGGAAGCCAGAAAUUAGAACGGACUUGGUUAUGAAUGCAUGCGUGGUUCCUGAUGGAACUUAUGAAGUUUGCUCUAGGACCACAGGACAGGCUUCUGCAGAAAGCAGCAGUGCAGGCACAUGGACCUUAAAUGUUUUAUGGAAGAUGUGUGGCAUUGAUGUGCAUAUGGACCCAAAUAUUGGUAAAAGGCUUAAUGCUCUUGGAAAUACUCUAACCACGCUGACUGGGGAAGAAGACAUAGAUGACAUUGCAGACCUAAACUCUGUGAACAUAGGUGACCUGUCAGAUAAAGACGAAGUUGACAGCAUGACUCCCGCAGUAUAUGCAAACUCAGAAGCAGUUUGUGUAAAUGGAGAAAGCCUCAAACUUACCUUUGGUCAGCGACUUGUAAAUCACCUACUUGGCCUGAACCCCAAACGUCAACGUUUCUCAGUCCCUGCAGAUUAUCUCUCUGGUUCAGAAAUAUCUGACUCCGUUUCUGUCGGGUCACAUACGAAUGCAAGCAGGUCUCAUUCAUGGGCAAAUGAGACGGCAGACUACAGACGACCAGGGCAGUCUGGAUGUCAGACUGUAGAUCCCCGAGGACGGAAGUUUGUGAAGCGGCUUGUUGAUAUACGAGAGCUGAAUGAACAAGCCAAAGUUAUUGAUGAUCUCAAGAAACUUGGAGCAAGUGAAGGAACCAUAAACCAGGAAAUUCAGCGGUAUCAACAUCUUGAGUCCGUGGCGGUUAAUGAUAUCCGUAGAGAUGUCCGCAAGAAGCUGCGCAGGUCCAGUAUGAGGGCUGCGUCACUGAAGGAUAAGUGGGGUCUUGGAUAUAAACCUAGCUAUAAUCGUUCCAAGAGCAUCAAUGCAUCUGGAAGACCACCUUUAAAACGAACAGACAGAGCAAGCUCAAGGUUAGAUGGUGAAGAACUUCCUGAAAUACGUAUCGAGGCUGCUUCCCCUGCUGGUCCAAGAGUGACCUUCAACAUUCAGGACAGUUUGAAUAAUACAGUUUUAGGAAUAAAUCGUCAGUCUCGAUAUUCUGGGGAGGAAGGGUAUUUCAAGUUUCCAGAGGAGGUAGAUGGUGCUCUGUUGUCAGUUUCCAUUGAUGGUCCAUCUCAUUACCCAUCCAUUAGUGAUGGUUCACAUUCCGUGUUCAGUUCCCCCAACACCCCACACGUGUUUUCACCAGGCAUUCCUUUCCAGACCGAAGAAAAGAGAGAGGACACUACUUCAUCAUCAUCAGAAGAGUCCGAAAAAGAGGAAGAACACGACAGAGAAAAGAUGUAUAUUUACAGGAAGCCUCAACCGAACAACCGGAGGAAGUCUUCUGGAUUUGCCGCAGUCCAUCAGCUUUUUACAGAACGCUGGCCAUCUACACCAUCCAACCGAAAUGUGUCCAGCACUGCCACUGAAAGGAACAUAGACUUUGAGCUAGACAUAAGAGUGGAAAUUGACUGUGGAAAAUGUGUGCUACACCCAACAAUUCUCCAGCCAGAUCCUGAUGACAUAAGUUUAAAAAGGAGUUAUGACAGAAGUAAUCGAAGCCUUGAUCAAGACUCUCCAUCUAAAAAGAAAAAGUUUCAAAAUAAUUAUGCAUCUACAUCUCACUUACUGGCUGGAAAGAAAGUGCCAACGUCUCUACAAACUAAAACCAGUGACUCAGAAACCACAGUCUUUUAUAUUCCUGGAGUUGAUGUGAAACUGCACUAUAACUCAAAAACCCUAAAGACUGAGUCGCCAAACGCCUCAAGAGGAUCAUCUUUGCCAAGAACCCUUUCAAAAGAAUCAAAGCUGUAUGGUAUGAAAGAUACUGCAUCAUCUCCUUUACCUUGUUCUGUCCAAAGCAAGACUAACACCUUAUUACCACCCCCUCCCCCACCUAUCUCCUCAGCCAAAGGAAAGGGAAGUAGUGGUGUGAAGACAGCAAAGUUAUAUGCCUGGGUCGCCUUGCAGUCGCUGCCUGAAGAAAUGGUUAUCAGUCCAAAUCUGCUUGACUUUUUAGAGAAGGCUCUGGAAACUAUACCAAUCACACCGAUUGAAAGAAACUAUACAGCAGUAAGUACGCAGGAUGAAGAUAUUGGACAGUUUGACCUCCAAGAUCAACUAGAAGAAUCAACGACCUCAUUGGUUUCAUCUUCAACUUCUGCCUACUCAUCUUUCCCUGUUGAUGUGGUUGUCUAUGUUAGAGUUCAGCCCUCCCAGAUCAAGUUUAGCUGCCUGCCAGUUUCUCGCGUUGAAUGCAUGCUGAAGCUUCCAUCAUUAGACCUUGUCUUCUCCUCAAACCGAAGUGAACUAGAAACACUAGGAGCAACCUAUCCCUCAGAAUCCAAUGUUGGUAACCAGUCUAUGCCGAGUGGAUCAAAACCAGGCCUAAACAAAUUGGGGACAGCAGGGCCAUCACCAGGACUGGGAAGCCCUCUUGGAAGAACACGGCACAGCAGUAGUCAGUCAGAUCUGACCAGUUCUAGCAGCAACUCAUCAGGGUUGAGCUUCACAGCAUGCAUGUCUGAUUUUUCUCUCUAUGUGUUUCAUCCUUAUGGAGCUGGCAAGCAAAAAUCUGCUGUUUCUGGUCUUGCUCCAGGACCCAGUGGCUUAGGACAAGUGGAUGAGGAGCCUACAUCAGUGACUGGACGCAAAGACUCCCUCAGUAUUAAUCUGGAGUUUGUCAAAGUCAGUUUGUCUAGAAUGAGACGCUCUGGUGGAGCAUCUUUCUUUGAAAGUGUGUCCCUUAAUAAAACAGCAAGCAAAAUGGAUACCACAUUAAUAAAUAUCUCAGCUGUCUGUGACAUAGGCUCUGCAUCAUUUAAGUAUGACAUGCGCCGUCUCAGUGAAAUUUUGGCAUUUCCAAGGGCAUGGUAUAGAAGGAGCAUUGCAAGAAGACUUUUUCUUGGUGAUCAAACGAUCAAUCUACCAGCUUCUGGACCUUGUACUCCUGAUUCUGUUGAGGGAGUAAACCAGCAUCUCUCUCCUGAAUCUUCUCGGAAAGCAUACUGUAGAACAUGGGAGCAGCCCAGUCAGUCAGUCUCAUUCAGCCACAUGGCACAGUCACCCAAUGUUUUCAAUGAACACGCACAAAGCAACAGCAUGUCUCCUGCCUCCUUAAAAUCUCCAGCUGUGGCUAGAUCUAGAAGUGUGUCCGACUCCUCAGUGCCACGUAGGGAUUCCGUCACUAAGACCUCAACACCUUCAUUUAGCAAGGCCAGCAAACCAUCAAGCCAGCAGGGGUCUCCAUGGGAAACGCUUGUUGUUUUUGCUAUCAAUCUGAAACAGUUAAAUGUUCAAAUGAAUAUGAGUAAUGUUAUGGGAAAUACAACAUGGACCACAAGUGGACUAAAAAGCCAAGGCCGUCUGUCUGUGGGAAGUAACCGAGAUCGGGAAAUCAGCAUGUCUGUAGGCCUAGGAAGAUCUCAGUUGGACUCCAGAGGGGGAGUCGUCGGUGGUACAAUAGACGUUAACACCUUGGAAAUGGUUGCUCAUAUUUCAGAACAUCCCAAUCAACAGCCCAGUCAUAAGAUCCAGAUCACAAUGGGCUCCACUGAAGCGCGUGUUGAUUACAUGGGAUCCAGCAUCCUUAUGGGAAUCUUCAGUAAUGCAGACCUAAAAUUACAGGAUGAGUGGAACGUUAACCUGUACACUCCACUGGACACAAGCAUAUCUGACAAAAGUGUAAUAUUUAUCCAUGGAGACCUGCAGUGGGACAUUUUUCAGGUGAUGAUAUCACGGUCAACCACUCCGGACCUCAUUAAAAUUGGAAUGAAGUUGCAGGAAUUUUUCACUCAGCAGUUUGACACAAGCAAGCGUGCACUAUCCACAUGGGGGCCUGUUCCGUACCUGCCACCGAAGGCCGUUGUCACCAAUUUGGAGAAGAACUCACGAGAACAAUUGCUGGAUGCUGCUCACCAUCGUCACUGGCCAGGAGUACUGAAGAUAAUAUCUGGUUGCCACAUAUCCUUGUUUCAGAUUCCACUCCCAGAAGAUACUGUUCAGUUAGGAGGCUCAAUGAGCCUACAUGGCAAUCAUAUGACUUUAGCAUGUUUCCAUGGGCCCAAUUUCCGGUCGAAAUCUUGGGCAUUAUUUCACCUAGAAGAGCCAAAUAUUGCAUUUUGGACUGAAGCGCAAAAAAUUUGGGAAGAAGGAUCAAUUGACCACUCAACGUACAUUGUACAAACCCUCGAUUUUCACCUUGGACACAACACGAUGGUCACAAAGCCCUGCGGUGCACUGGAGAGUCCUAUGGCAACAAUCACUAAAAUCACACGAAGGCGUCAUGAAAACCCACCACAUGGAGUAGCCAGUGUAAAGGAAUGGUUUAAUUAUGUCACUGCUAUGAGAAGUGAAGAGCUGAACUUGCUUCGCAAUGUUGAUGCAAACAAUCCAGAGAGCAGCACUGCAGUGAAAAAUGCAAGUUUGUUGAGCGGUUUUCAUGGGGGAUCCAGUUACAACCAUGAGACAGAGACCAUCUUUGCUUUACCUAGAAUGCAGCUGGACUUCAAAUCAAUACAUGUACAGGAUCCGCAAGAGCCCACAUUGCAAGAUGUUGACAGCAAACCAAAAGUGGAAUGCAGUGUGGUGACUGAGUUUACAGAUCACAUCUGUGUCACAAUGGAUGCAGAGCUGAUAAUAUUUCUGCAUGAUCUGGUGUCUGCAUAUCUGAAGGAAAAAGAGAAAGUUAUUUUCCCACCGCGAAUCUUCACUACUCGUACAGGGCAGAAGAGUCCUGUGAUACAGAUUGAUGAUGGUUCUUCUGAGAAGAAUAAAGAGGAGAGCCCUAAUUACACUUAUGUGGACUGGAGGGAGUUCAUGUGCAAUACAUGGCAUCUGGAGCCCACACUUAGGCUCAUAUCUUGGACAGGAAGGAAAAUUGAUCCAGUGGGUGUUGACUACAUACUUCAAAAGUUGGGUUUCCACCAUGCAAGAACCACUAUUCCCAAAUGGCUUCAGCGUGGCGUAAUGGAUCCUCUGGACAAAGUCCUGUCAGUCCUCAUCAAAAAGCUUGGAUCGGCUUUACAAGAUGAGAAGGAAAAGAAAGGAAAGGACAAAGAGGAGCACUGAACAUGUAUAAAAUGUGAACAAACCGAAAUGAUCAAAUGAGUUCCACUUGUUUUUAUAUUGUACAGUAAAAUGUUUUACUAUGGGCUUGGAAGUGAGAAACUGCUAUUAUCUCUCAUCCCUGUGGACUGUUUUGAUGCAACUCUUCCUGUGAGCCCUUAGUUGUGAUAUUCUACUGCAAUGUGUAUACAUCUCAGUGUAAGGCGACGUCCACAUGACCGCCAUAUCUGCCAUCCGGGUCCGCAUCCAUAUGUCUAUUCCACAAAUAUAGAACAUGUCCUAUUCUCCUUAUUGCAGAUGAGUAUAGACAUUUCUAAUGAUGGGAAUGACAAAAAUGCGGAAUGCACACGGAAGGGAUCUAUAUUUUGCAGAUCGCAGUAUGGACAGUGUCUUGUGCAUGAAGCCUAAGGCCUCUUUCACACGGGCGUUGCGGGUGACGUGCGGGAAAACAUGUGGGUGCGUU
Messenger RNA from Bufo bufo (common toad), 15776 nucleotides. RefSeq names its product KIAA1109 ortholog (gene BLTP1). The transcript has 86 exons. Gene Ontology annotation, biological process: synaptic vesicle endocytosis. Bases 137 to 15316 code for a protein of 5059 amino acids. The record is from RefSeq and is a predicted model, not a curated record. Lineage: Eukaryota; Metazoa; Chordata; Amphibia; Anura; Bufonidae.